This is a messenger RNA of Seminavis robusta, 1122 nucleotides long. Lineage: Eukaryota; Bacillariophyta; Bacillariophyceae; Naviculales; Naviculaceae. The record is from the annotation of a GenBank genome assembly.
AUGCGUUCUUCUUCUGCUUUUUUCGUUUUAGUGGCAAUGCUGGGCCAUCCCCAUUCCUUUACGACGAAUGCAUUUUUGGCCAAGCCACGCCAGAGACCAUCCGGCAGCACUAGUCUAUUCUAUGAAAGCCAAGGCUACAACAACGGCGGAGAUUCGUUUGAUGAUGUGGAACGAGCUCGCAAGCAGCUGGAAGGAAUCUUUUCCGAGAGCGACUCAGCUAAUAAGAGCGGCACUGACAACAAUAAUGACAACAACAACGACAAAGCCAUUCCCGUCAAAAAAUUGAUUGCCCUCUUGACCAAUCCAGCCAAUAACGACAAACUGGAAAGCAUGCUGCCUCCGCCUCCCCCCUUGACGUCUGCCGAACGAGAUCGUCGCAUGAUGGAGCUAAAACUCCUGGAACAAUUGGCAUCUUGCGACGAUGCUACGCGGGAACUGUUGGAUCUCUGGGCCGCCGAAAAGGGCCUAGAGGCAUUGGAGCGUUUGGAACAAGCCGAAGAAUUCUUGACGGCGGGACAAGUGAUUGCCAGCGAACAAAUGCUGCUUCGAUUGAUUGACGAGUUUGGCGUGUACCACUGGGUGGAACCAUUGAAUCGAUUGGCGUCCGUGUACUUUACGCAAGGUCGUUUCCAGGAGUCCUACCAACUCUGUCUGGCAGUGUUGAAAUUCAAGCCGUGGCAUGUGGGGACAUUGGAGAUUAUUGUAGAAGUUGCCAUGCGAUUGGGAGACCGCGACAAGGCACGGGAAUGGGCCACUCGGGGAUUGCCCAAACUGAUUUCGUCGACUUCGUUUCCCCCCUUUGCCGAAACUGGUCCUGCGAAUCCCCAACGAGCAGUCUGGGUGCAUGAAGCCAUUCAGAAAGCGCAAGAAGCCUUGUCGCAUUUGGAGUAUCAGACCAAGCGUGACUUCUUUGGGAAUCCGGAAGCCCGGUACGAUGGCGAGGCGUACGGUGGUAGUAGAAUGAAGCAAGAAAAGACAAAGAAGAAUGCUGCCGAGCAAUCCAAUAAUAACAAGGAGGAAACCGAAAGUGACAUAAUUGCAACCAAGACCAGCUUGAUGAAGAGUUUCAAUGCAGCAGAAGACGAUGAAGAAUCUGAAGACUUUGGAGAUGCAUGGCAAUAA